This is a messenger RNA of Selaginella moellendorffii, 1548 nucleotides long. Its product is annotated as hydroxycinnamoyltransferase 2. NCBI's taxonomy places the organism in Eukaryota, Viridiplantae, Streptophyta, Lycopodiopsida, Selaginellales, Selaginellaceae. The transcript is spliced from 2 exons. Gene Ontology annotation, molecular function: acyltransferase activity, transferring groups other than amino-acyl groups. The coding region runs from base 289 to 1530 and encodes 413 amino acids. The record is from RefSeq and is a predicted model, not a curated record.
UCCCGAGCUUGGUCCUUCGAAAGAAGUGGAACUCGACAGAGCUACUCAUGCAUUCAUUGUAAAACAUCAAUGUACUUGUCCUCGUUCUUCUGGAUCAUACUUUAAUUUCUCUUUUUGCUCGGGUGACUCCAUUGCACACAAUCUGACACACGCAUUGGCAUCAUCAUCCACAGUGACUGGAGAUCCUCCGCUAGCUAGAAUCCAAGAGCUGAUGACCGGCUUCCAUCCUUAGUUCCAUUGAAAAUUGAAAUCCUUCGUCCACCACCAUCCAAGCCAAUCCAGAUCCCAAUGGAAGUAGCUUCCAAUGUCCGAGAGCUCAUCAAGCCUGCGAACUCCUCUCCACCACCACGACCGUCCAUACUUCUCAGCUGCCUCGACCAGAUUGCUCCUCGGGUCUACAUGCCUUUCCUCUACUUCUUCGCACGAUUCAUCCCUUCCAACCAGCUCAAGCUAUCCCUCUCCAAGACGCUCUCCCUCUUCUACCCGCUAGCCGGCCGCUACAAGCUUCUUCCCAAUCAGGCCCUCGAGAUCCAGUGUUGCGACUCCGGCAUCGAGUUCUUCGAAGCGCUCGCCAGCAAAUCUCUAGAAGAAGAACUUGGCAGCUUCCACGAGUUUAAUCCCAGCCUCGACAGCCUAGCGUCGCGCGAGGCCUUCCCAACGCAAGAAACCACGGAACUUCCUCUUGUCUCGAUCAAGCUCACUCGGUUCCUGUGCGGCGGCGCUUGCCUCCAGGUAGCGACUCACCACAGCGCAGCCGAUGGAGUUGCCACAGCCGAUUUCGUGAAAGCCUGGGCGCUGAUUUCCUCCGGCCAGGAGCAUCGCGUCAAUCCGCCACACUUGGGAACGAUCCCUGCUCCUCCAGCGGAGUACCAGAUUGAGCCUCCGCCCUUCCCCGACACCAGCAAUGUGGAGCGCUCAAUCCUCUCCUUCACGAGCAGCGGCAUUCGGUCGCUGCUAAAGAGCGACACCACCGCGACUCGAUUCGAAAUACUGGCGGCUCACCUCUGGAUCGCGAUCACCCGCGCCAGAACCGAGCUCUCGCUUCUUCAACCGCAUGAGGAAACGAGGCUAGGCUUCGCGGUGAAUGGGAGAAAACGUUUCAAUCCUCCAAUUCCCGAUGGAUUUCUGGGCAAUGCGGUCUUUCUUGCAAUCGCAUCCUCCAGCAUCGAGCAGCUUCUGGCAGGAUCGAUCGACGGCGUUGUGAAUCUCAUCCAAGAAGCCAAGCGCAGGAUCACGCACCAACACAUGCUAUCCACAGCCGCCUGGAUUGCAUCGAGGAAGUGCCCGCUAGAGAUUUCGCUCUCCUUCAACCACUCGGAUCUCGUGAUCUCGAGCUGGCAGCGAUUGGAGAUCGCUGGCGCGGAUUUCGGAAGCGGCAAGCCGGUAUUCGCUGGAACCAUGGGAAUUGUGUGGGCUGGAGUGGCCAUCAUCUUUCCCGAGAUCGAGGGAAACGAUCGACUUGUCGUCAACACGAUGCUUGAGCGCGAUCAAAUGGAUGUCGUUCGCAGAGAUCCUGGGCUCAUAGUUUAGGGCAACUAAAGCAUAUUC